AGAAGGGACCAAAUUCUGAUAAGCUACUGUAUGCUACAAUGACAACAUUAGUAAACUAGAAAAGCAAAAAGGACUUUCCCUGGCUGAAGCCACACCCCCAGAAUGCUGAAGGAAGAGGGGCUGGUUGUCUGUGCUGAGAACACAUCACACGCCAACUUCUCCGACUCCACACUCGAUUACGGCUGUUAAGAAAGGCAAAGCAUGACUGUGGACUACGGGAUGUGUGCGCGUCGGCUGCUUCGAAGGUGUGUCAUCUUAUUCCUGGUAUCGGUUCAGUUCAUUCAAAGUAAAGAUGUCACCAUGGUGAUAGGAGAGGUGGGUGGGGCUGUGACCCUCCCCUGUACCUCUGACAUCCAGAGACUCCCAAACCACCUGUAUGUACAGAGACCUGACCCAAACAAGUUCAUUAAUGGCUACCAUAAGACGAGGGACUUACCAUCCCCUCACCCGGAGUAUGCAAACCGUACUCAAGUAGACCACACACAGGGAACAAUGAGGCUGUGGAAUAUACGGCUGUCAGAUGAGGGGCUGUACGAAUGCCACAUCGGAUACCCAACCACGAACAACCAGAAGAACAUACAACUCAGUGUGACAGCCAACUACAGCACCCCCAAUGUAACAGUGGCCUGUGACAACGGCAACUGCUUGGUGACAUGCUCCUCUGACAACGGUUACCCUCGUAGGGAUGUUGAGUGGAGCCUGAACCCUCCUCUGAACCAGAGCCACUGGGGAGUAGUGAACAGCAGUGGGGGGUCAGACCCGGGGUCUAUGCUGUUCUCUGUCUUCAGUUCCAUAUCCAUCAACUGCUCCUCUGGACCCCGGCUGAACCUCAGCUGUGCUGUAGGGGGCGCCCUCUCACAGGAACACAUUGUCUGCAGGCAUCCUGAUAUCUCUGUUGUCUCUGUGAUCUCUGCUGUCUCUGUGAUGGCUGCUGUUCUGCUGUGUUUCCUGGUUCUGGUAUCUAGCAGCAAGAAAAAGAAGGCUCAGACAGCCAGAGAUAAUCAAGGAGGAAAGGGAGCAGCAAGUUCAGAGGAAAAUGUACAGCUGACCUGAAGGAACCCAGAAACUUGAACAUUUGGAAGGCAGAAUGUGAAAGGUUCUAUCAUUUGAUAAUUAUAAAUCUGAACUCAUUGGAUACUGCCUUCUAAUGGGACAUGAUAACGGGGUUGCUGAGGUGACCUAACCAUUGCCUGGACUUGUUGCUGUUGGAAACCAUGUUAGCUUUCCUCUACACGCUGCAGUUCAGGGGUGUUUUCACGGUGUUGAGGAGACUGACAAUUGUAUAAAUAUUUAACUAGUAUGUUCAAAUGACUGAGUUCCACAGAAGAACCAAUGAAAACUAGAAGUGCAAUGACUGUCCUCAAUGUGUGCACUAAACCAGGGUAUGUAGUAUCCAAGGGAACAUAUCUAGUAUUUGUACUGCGUUUGUAUUAGGACUAGAGACAUGCACUGCACUUUAGAGAAGUGUACACUUAUCCAGUGAGCACUUAUCAGGGAUGGACUGUAUUCAACUGAUGAAUACUGGAAGUGAAUACUGGAAGUGGAUACUGGAAGUGGAUACUGGAAGUGAAUACUGGAAGUGAAUACUGGAAGUGAAUACUGGAAGUGGAUACUGGAAGUGAAUACUGGAAGUGGAUACUGGAAGUGAAUACUGGAAGUGGAUACUGGAAGUGGAUACUGGAAGUGGAUACUGGAAGUGAAUGUGUCUGUCCGUAAUAGAUCUUACCUCAGAUCCUAUACCAGCAUCUCCCAGUAGGUCCGUGUCCACCCCACAUACAGUUGAAGUUAGAAGUGUACAUACACUUAGGUUGGAGUCAUUAAAUCUAAUUUUUCAACUACUCCACAAAUUUCUUGUUAAUUAACAAACUAUACUUUUGGCAAGUCGGUUAGGACAUCUACUUUGUGCAUGACACAAGUCAUUUUUCCAACAAUUGUUUACAGAUAGAUUAUUUCACUUAUAAUUCACUGCAUCAUAAUUCCAGUGGGUCAGAAGUUUACCUACACUAAGUUGACUGUGCCUUUAAACAGCUUGGAAAAUUCCAGAAAAUGAUGUCAUGGCUUUAGAAACUUCUGAUAGGCUAAUUGACAUCAUUUGAGUCAAUUGGAAGUGUACCUGUGGAUGUAUUUCAAGGCCUACCUUCAAACUCAGCACCUCUUUGCUUGACAUCAUGGGAAAAUCAAAAGAAGUCAACCAAGACCUCAGAAAAAUAGACCUCCACAGGUCUGGUUCAUCCUUGGGAGCAAUUUCCAAAUGCCUGAAGGUACCACGUUCAUCUGUACAAACAAUAGUAUGCAAGUAUAAACACCAUGGGACCUUGCUGCCAUCAUACCGCUCAGGAAGGAGACGCGUUCUAUCUCCUAGAGACGAACGCACUAUGGUGCGAAAAGUGAAAAUCAAUCCCAGAACAACAGCAAAGGACCUUGUGAAGAUGCUGGAGGAAACAGGUACAAAAGUAUCUACCCACAGUAAAAGGGGUACUAUAUCGAAACAACCUGAAAGGCCACUCAGCAAGGAAGAGGCUACUGCUCCAAAAUCACCAUAAAAAAGACAGACUACGGUUUGCAACUGCACAUGGGGACAAGAUUGUACUUUUUGAGAAAUAUCCUCUGGUCUGAUGAAACUGUUUGGCCAUAAUGACCAUCGUUAUGUUUGGAGGAAAAAGGGGGAUGCUUGCAAGCUGAAGAACACCAUCCCAACCGUGAAGCACGGGGAUGGCAGCAUCAUGUCAUGGGGGUGCUUUGCUGCAGGAGGGACUGGUGCACUUCACAAAAUAGAUGGCAUCAUGAGGGAGAAACAUUAUGUGGAUAUAUUGAAGCAACAUCUCAAGACAUCAGUCAGGAAGUUAAAGCUUGGUCGCAAAUUGGUCUUCCAAAUGGACAAUGACCCCGAGCAUACUUCCAAAGUUGUGGCAAAAUGGCUUAAGGACAACAAAGUCAAGGUAUUGGAGUGGCCAUCACAAAGCCCUGACCUCACACCUAUAGAACAUUUGUGGGCAGAACUGAAAAAGCGUGUACAAGCAAGGAGGCCUACAAACCUGACUCAGUUACACCAGCUCUGUCAGGAGGAAUGGGCCAAAAUUCACCCAACAAACCCGAAACGUUUGACCCAAGUUAAACAAUUUAAAGGCAAUGCUACCAAAUACUAAUUGAGUGUAUGUAAUCUUCUGACCCACUGGGAAUGAGAUGAAAGAAAUAAAAGCUGAAAUAAGUAAUUCUCUCUACUAUUAGUUUGACAUUUCCCAUUCUUAAAAUAAAGUGUUGAUCCUAACUGACCUAAAACAGGGAAUUAUUACUAGGAUUAAAUGUCAGUAAUUGUGAAACUGAGUUUAAAUGUAUUUGGCUAAAGUGUAUGUAAACUUCCGACUUCAACUGUAUUGCUGCCAGUCUAAACUGGUUUUAAAGCUGAGAUCCGGUGAAACGGCGCCAUUGGCUGCCGCAUUAUUUCGUGUUUUUCUUUUAAACGGGGCAGAUGAGCUGCUCUUCUAUCGCAUGUGAAAUGAUGUCAGAGGGGAAAAAAACGGUUUUCUUUGUUUGCAGUAACGUCUUUGUUGUAAUAUCGCAAACGGACGAGGCAGUUUUACCUCUACGCAUUCCAGAUUUAAGGACGUACAGGUGCUGGUUUUUCAGUGUUUGUGAGCAGAAGACGAAUGCUGAACGUGUGUAACAAUGUGUCUUGAUUCUUUUUGGAAUUAUUUUCAACAUUUUUUUGUAUGUAGGCUAAAUAUUUAUAUGAAAUAUGUUGUUCUCAUGUAAGGUCAUCUUGAGGGCAUAUCAUAUUUUUAUUCUUUUAUAUAAGUUAUUAAUGUUAAAUUAUGUCUUUCAACUUUUUAAUAGCUAUUAAAAAUGGUCUACUUUGCUAUAAAUAAGUGGUGGAGCUGUUGACAACACACAGCCCUUUUGUAGGAUCAAUUCUGUUAGGAACUCAGUCGGGGGCUUAAUUUACUGUUUAAAGUUAGAAUAGUAGACUACACAAGGUUAUAUUUCAAAAUUGGGUUUUGAAUCUGCAGCUUUUCCCAAUACAUGUAUCACUCGACACCCAAAAGGCUAGGUCCGGCUCUGACUGCAUGUGUGGGUAUGGAUGUGGGUAUGUAGACCCACGAGCCAGUGUGGCCCCGAAUGAUGAGUUCAGUUUUUGUGUGGCCCUCACCCCCAUCAAAGUUGCCCAUCCAUGUUAUUGUAUGGUGUAAUUAUUACACCAAAUUGCAGUAUCCGUGUUCAUCAGCAGAUGUCAGCCUCACCACAGAUUUAUACUCACCCACUCUACAGACUGAAGAGCCUUAUAGUAGUACUUGUGACCUGUCUUAUACAUGCUGAAAAAGGGUAGUCUGUAGAUCCAAUGUUGUUCAAUGCCAUUUCUUCCACCUUGGUGUCUACUGCAAACAGCUCGUCUGUCUGCCUCUGACUGGAAUGAAGAGAUAAGGGGAAGAUGUGAGAGGAAAGGAAAAGAGAAAUUAUACUCUCCAUUCAGCAGACAGUUUCAGUGUUUAUUGGGACAAGAGAAUGGUGUGGUCUUGCACCACUUACCUUUUAAUCAAACCUACAGACCAGAGCUAACUCGCACAGUAGGGAGAAACCACACAUCUCUUUACCUUUCUCUCUCUCGCUUGCUCUCUCUCUCUCCCUCCCAACCCCUCCUCUCCCACCCUAGUAUCUCUCGAUACCUGUCUAUCUCCCCCCCCCUCUCUCCUCUCCCACCCUAGUAUCUCUCGAUCCCUGUCUAUCUCUCUCUCUCUCCCAACCCCUCCUCUCCUACCCUAGUAUCUCUCGAUCCCUGUCUAUCUCCCCCCCUCUCUCUCCUCUCUCACCCUAGUAUCUCUCAAUCCCUGUCUAUCUCUCUCUCUCUCCCUCCCUCCCAACCCCUCCUCUCCUACCCUAGUAUCUCUCGAUCCCUGUCUAUCUCUCCCCCUCUCUCUCUCUCUCUCCUCUCCCACCCUAGUAUCUCUCGAUCCCUGUCUAUCUCUACCCUCCUCCUCCAUCUCUCACAUGAAUCAUUGUGCCAGUCGGUCCCUCCCCUGUGUUUACAUUAAACAGUAGAAUCACUCCAGCCUGCUUAGACUUCAGGAAUGUAACAGCCUCUCUCUCUCUCUCUCUCUCUCUCUCUCUCUACCUCUCACUCUCUCUCUCACUCUACCGCUACCUCUCUCUCUCUCUCUCUCACUCUACCACUACCUCUCUCUCUCUCUCUCUCUCUCUCUCUCUCUCUCUCUCUCACUCUACCACUACCUCUCUCUUUACCUCAUCUCCCUCCCUCCCUGGUCUAGCCCAAAGAAAAGAAAUAGAAACAGAGUGCCUCCACUCAUCCUCCUGGUAGACACACACCAGAUUAUUCUAGAAACACUAGUAAAUUAACCAGUUUGGCCUGUUUCUGCAGACACACACACACGCAGGAAUAGUCAGAGGAGUCAGAAGGAAGCCGAUAUAAUGAUGGUGGAGGCCUUGAAUAAUCGCUCCAUUUUACACACGUCUACAGACCACUGAGCUGGCACAACUUACUGUCUGUGUUCCUUUACAGAGAGGCAACCUCUGCUCCAGUCUACUGUGGCCAACACCAAACAACAGCCUAAUGAGAUUAUUCCACUUCAGAAUGUCAACUAAAUGAGUUUAGGGCUGAGAGAGCCAAAGCACUGUGCUGUAGGACAAGAGAUCGAUUCAGGAGAGCAGAGCUGAAAUCUGAUCAGCACCAGGGAAGGUUCUCUAUUCCUCUAAAAAUAGAUCCAUGCAUUUCACAAUCACAACAACACCCAGCAUAUGAUACGUGGGUGUGUGGCAUGUCUGUUACUAAGGAGAGAGUGGAAGACAGAGAGGAGGAAAGACAGGCUAAUGGAGAGAGAGAGAGAGAGAAAGAGCUGGGCGAACUGAACUGACAAUGUUUGAACUGAUUCAUUGUUUCAGCCAUUUUAGGAAGGUAUGUUACGGUUCCUAUAGGACAACUCUGACCCUUGGAGCAAGAGAUGACCUGGAAGUAUUUAUCACCACUUUGGCUUCUAACCUUUGACCUUUCCACUGAGAAGUGGGAGGAGGGCAUACACACAGCUGAGCAGAGGGGGUGGUGAUGAAUACUCAGAUGGGAAUACCACUGAGAGGCUUCCAUUCCGAUCAGAGAUUCUCAGACAAACCCUUUGGGACCGAGCUACAGUCACGAGUGUAGAUUCUAUGUCUGCUGUGUGUGAUGCUGGAAACCUGAGGAGUUGUUAAUAAGAGUCCAUGUUUAUUAAUAACACUGCUUAAGACAUUUACUGUCAUAACAAGUAUACAUGUACGGUACACACACACACAUACACACACACAUACACAUACACACACACACACACAUACACUGAUGCGUUAUGCGUGGCCAUGAAAAGACACACGCUAAAGGUUAGAUAUCACUUUGACACAAUGACAGCAGGCAGUCUAAUCAUUCUGAGCUGCCAGUCAUAUAUCAAUACAUAAAUACAUCAAACAGAGCUCCCAUAGGACCAUGGACACCAGCACACCAUAGACUCAUCUAGCUACCACUGGGACUUUAGGACCAUGGACACCAGCACACCAUGGACUCAUCUAGCUACCACUGGGACUUUAGGACCAUGGACACCAGCACACCAUGGACUCAUCUAGUUACCACUGGGACUUUAGGACCAUGGACACCAGCACACCACGGACUCAUCUAGCUACCACUGGGACUUUAGGACCAUGGACACCAGCACACCAUGGACUCAUCUAGCUACCACUGGGACUUUAGGACCAUGGACACCAGCACACCAUGGACUCAUCUAGUUACCACUGGGACUUUAGGACCAUGGACACCAGCACACCAUGGACUCAUCUAGCUACCACUGGGACUUUAGGACCAUGGACACCAGCACACCAUGGACUCAUCUAGCUACCACUGGGACUUUAGGACCAUGGACACCAGCACACCAUGGACUCAUCUAGUUACCACUGGGACUUUAGGACCAUGGACUCACCUAGCUACCACUGGGACUUUAGGACCAUGGACACCAGCACACCAUGGACUCAUCUAGUUACCACUGGGACUUUAGGACCAUGGACACCAGCACACCAUGGACUCAUCUAGUUACCACUGGGACUUUAGGACCAUGGACACCAGCACACCAUGGACUCAUCUAGCUACCACUGGGACUUUAAGAAUCCUACACACAAACACACUCACACACACAGGACCAAUGAGUCAUAUAUAGGUAGCUUACGUCUCUCACACUCACAGGAGCUGAGAGCUCUGAGGGCAGCUCUGAACUCAAACACACUGUUCAUGACUUACAGGCUGUUCUGAUCAACACACAUGUUGUGGUUGUGUAGACCCACUGUGCUCGCUGUCACUUUGAGUAGAGCUCAAUCGCUUCUUCUCUCUCUCUCUCCCCCUCUCUCUAUCCCCCCCCCCCUCUCUCUCUCUCACUCUCACUCUCACACACACACACACACAGAGAGAGAGAGAGAGAGCAGGCUGAACACAGCAGACACCAGGGGUCCGGCCUAUAAAAGAAGCCAGUGGUGGCUGCCUGCCUGACUCACAAAGUCUGAUACAAUCUGUGAUUUAGUAAUAACAGUGUGUAAGAGAGGGUGUGUAAAAGAGAUGCAUGUUUUCCCUUUUCUACUUUAACUAUUUGUGCAUCGUAACAAUGCUGUAUACUGUAUACAUAUGACAUUUGAAAUGUCUUUAUUCUUUUGGAACGUUUGUGAGUUUGUUUACUGUUAAUUAUUUAUUGUUUAUUUCACUUUUGUUUAUUAUCCAUUACACUUGCUUUGGCAAUUUAAACAUAUGUUUUCUAUGCCAAUAAAGCCCUCAAAUUGAA
Messenger RNA from Oncorhynchus nerka (sockeye salmon), 7793 nucleotides. Its product is annotated as T-lymphocyte activation antigen CD80. Gene Ontology annotation, biological process: positive regulation of T cell proliferation; immune response; cell surface receptor signaling pathway. Gene Ontology annotation, cellular component: external side of plasma membrane. NCBI's taxonomy places the organism in Eukaryota, Metazoa, Chordata, Actinopteri, Salmoniformes, Salmonidae. The transcript has 8 exons. The coding region runs from base 202 to 1053 and encodes 283 amino acids. The record is from RefSeq and is a predicted model, not a curated record.